This is a messenger RNA of Lycium ferocissimum, 1638 nucleotides long. RefSeq lists its product as uncharacterized. NCBI's taxonomy places the organism in Eukaryota, Viridiplantae, Streptophyta, Magnoliopsida, Solanales, Solanaceae. The record is from RefSeq and is a predicted model, not a curated record. The transcript is spliced from 2 exons. Bases 283 to 771 code for a protein of 162 amino acids.
AGCAGAACAUAGAGAUUGAUGCGUCAUCUAGCACAAGAUACCUUGAAACUGACACAAAAACUGAAAAUUUGAGUCAAUUGAGUUCCCGUGAAGAAAGACUUUAAAUUAUUUUCCUGCUUUUGCUGAUGGUAUGUUCGGUCUUGUAUUUUUCUCCUUUCAUCUUUUACUCUCUAUUCUUGCGGGGUUUCUAUUUCUCAUAUUACUUUCAAGAGCUCCAUUUGCAGCUUCUUCUGGCUCUACCUAAAUAUCUGCUAUAGAUCAAUCCGAGAAAACUCGAAAAGCAUGGCUCAAACAUUAGAAGCCAUCAAGGUCGGUGGAGGUUCGAUUAAAGUGGGAACUACCGGUAAAGUCAGUGCCUUGAUGUCAAAAGAAUUAGUAGAUUCCAAGAAACCGGCUACCCAAAAGAAUAAAUCUCCUACUGUUUGUGGUUUCAUUGCUGGUAGCGCGACAAGUCCAAAGAGAAUGAAGCCGAGAACAUCAAGUGACGAAGCAAGCAGCAGCGGAACAACAUCUAAGCAUAACAAUAAAAGCCCUGAAUCGUUCAGGAAGACGAAGCACAACAAUAGAAAAACACAUCAAAUUCCAAUACUAGAAUCAGAAAACAUUUCAGUAGAUGGAACUCCGGUUAGCCUGAAACCUGACAGGAAGGGACCCUACAAGGUGGAAAUCGUGGACGUAAAAUGCAGGAGUAUGGACAGAACUUGGGCGAACCCGAUAAAAAAUAGCCUAAAGAAGCUCGGUUUCUCAAAGCUAUCUGAGAGCUCGGUCUAAGUACAGUCAAACCUCUCUAUAACAAAGUUGUUUGUUCCGGUGGUUUUUGGCUACUAUAGCGAAAUGUUGUUAUAGAGAACAAUAAUAUAACAUAACAUGAAAGAUCGGCUCCAAAAAAGCAUGGUUGUUAUAGCGAAAUAUUGUUAUAAAGGGUGACUGUUAUAGAGAGUUUUGACUGUAUACGCAAACUUCAAACAUCAGCCUUUAGAUUCCUGUAAGUGAAUCUUGAAAUAGCAGUUGGUAGAUUACAUUCUGCAACUUCUACUAUAGAACACAUGCUAGGCACCAUCAGCUUACUGCUCCUCCCUUUAUUUUUGGGAUUUGUGACCAAAGACCCGAGCUUCGGUCUAGAGUAACUGCUAGUAGAAGCCACAUCCGAAACUUGAUGUGGCUUGUGAGCUAUGUUACUCAAACUCUUCAAAAAUGUCGAUGGCUGCGUAUCAGAUAUGUGUGGCAACAUUUUUGGAGAGUUCGAGCAACCUACCUUGCGAGUGCGGUUGUGAUGGUUUAGUUGUAGCUUAUUGAAGUACUCGAUUUCUCGUAACACGAGGGAUCCAACGGUUCCUCUGCUGCCUAUCUGAACAAGAGGAUUAUGUGCAGCAAUCUUCUCAGCAACUGUCAAGCCUAAGCCAUUAGCUUUAUAUUCAGAUCUUUGCAUGAUAGGUUGAAAAGAAGUGUUUGUUUUGGUAUGAGAAUUGGUCAUUUUGGUUAGGCCUAAUUCAUAGUGCAAUUUCACAUGAUUUCUUUACCUUAUGUCUUAUCUAAUAAUGUGAGAACUAUAGGCUUGAAUGAAGAUAGGAGGCCCUCUGAUCACCUUAUUCAUGUGCUUGCAGUUAAAAAACUUCAAAUUUGUUCAACUUCUAACUA